AUGGCAGCUUUUGGGUUGAAAGACUUCCUCAGUGAUGUUGGAUGCAAACUCGUUUUCUAUGUGCACAGGGUGGGCAGGGGGGUGUCUAUCAGCACCACCUGCCUGCUGAGUGUCUUCCAGGCCAUCACGAUCAGCCCCAGGAGCUCCAGGUGGGCAGAGCUGAAGGUGAAAGCCCUGAAGUGCAGCGGCUUGUCUAACGGCCUCUGCUGGGUCCUGCACCUGCUGCUAAAUGUCCGAGUUGCUAUGCUUGUGACUGACAGAUGGAACAACAGAAACAUCACAAAAGCUGUAUCUUUUCAGUACUGUUCAGCUGCGCUUCCCACCAAAAGUACAGGGUUCGAUUUUGGUGCAUUCACCUGCUUUCAUGACAUUUCAUGCUUGGCUCUCAUGGUCUGGGCCAGCGGCUCCAUGGUUUUUACUCUAUAUAGGCACGAGCGGCAGGUCCACCAUAUCCACAGACACAGCAGCGCGUCGAGACCUUCGCCUGGGACCAGAGCUUCUCAGAGCAUCCUCGUCCUGUGUAAAUCCAAUACCUCAUCCCCAUCUGCUCCUUCCUUGCCCCCUGAUAUGGGGAUCUCAUCCAAAGAAUCGUGUGUUUCGGAAUGUUUAUAUGAAGUCCUGGACAAUCAUAAAAUGAGCCCUGUGGAUUUGAAAUUUGGAGUGGUCUUCCUUGUCCAGGUUGUCCUUGGAACUCUGGGGAAUUUAGCACUCUUGUAUCAUUAUUGUAUCCUUUACUUCAGUGGAUGCAGAUCCAGGUCCACAGAUGUGAUCCUCAGGCACCUGACUAUAGCCAACUCCAUUGUUAUUCUCUCCAGAGGAAUCCCAGAGACCAUGGCAGCUUCUGGGUUGAAAGACUUCCUCAGUGAUGUUGGAUGCAAACUCGUUUUCUAUGUGCACAGGGUGGGCAGGGGUGUGUCUAUCAGCACCACCUGCCUGCUGAGUGUCUUCCAGGCCAUCACGAUCAGCCCCAGGAGCUCCAGGUGGGCAGAGCUGAAGGUGAAAGCCCUGAAGUGCAGCGGCUUGUCUAACGGCCUCUGCUGGGUCCUGCACCUGCUGCUAAAUGUCCGAGUUGCUAUGCUUGUGACCGACAGAUGGAACAACAGAAACAUUACAAAAGCUAUUGAUUUUCAGUACUGUUCAGGCACCCUGCCUGACAAAAACGCAGGUUACUUGUUUGGAGCGUUGACACACUUUCAUGACGUUUUGUGUAUGGAAUUUAUAAUCUGGGCCAGUGGCUCCAUGGUGUUUAACCUGUACAGGCACAAGCAGCGGGUCCACCAUAUUCACAGCCAAAAUAGCUCCUCAGGAUCUUCCCCCGAGAGCAGAGCCACUCAAAGCAUCCUCGUCCUGGUGAGUGCCUUUGUCUCUUUCUAUGCUGUAUCCUCCGCCAUCCAUGUUUGGUUUUCUCUCCAUGGUGAAACUGCUUGGUGGCUGGCCAGAAUUUCUGCCUUCAUCAAUGCUUGCUUCUCCGAGGCCAGCCCCUUUAUUCUCAUGAGCCGUGAGCGCCGUGUUUCCAGGCUCAUUUGGAAGACGUGA
Chinchilla lanigera (long-tailed chinchilla) is the source of this 1536-nucleotide messenger RNA. Its product is annotated as vomeronasal type-1 receptor 3-like. Gene Ontology annotation, cellular component: membrane. Lineage: Eukaryota; Metazoa; Chordata; Mammalia; Rodentia; Chinchillidae. The coding region runs from base 1 to 1536 and encodes 511 amino acids. The transcript is spliced from 3 exons. Gene Ontology annotation, molecular function: pheromone receptor activity. Gene Ontology annotation, biological process: G protein-coupled receptor signaling pathway. The record is from RefSeq and is a predicted model, not a curated record.